AUGUCCUAUUCCGACACUGAAGAGUAUAAAUUUCUUAAUACAUCUCAAAAAAUGCGCUCUCUGAAUUAUGCAAAACAGAGACCGAGCAAGAAGCAUACGCGAAACGAUUUUUAUGUCACUAAGACAUUGUAUGAUCCAAUGAAUACUGUCAGCAAGAAACACCGAACGAAAAUACUUGCAGAUAAGUUGGACGGGUUUUCCUUCAACGUUCCAUACUCCAUGAAUAAGAAAGAAAGAUGGGAGAAGAUAGACCGUAUCGCUCUUCUCAAAAUUCGACAGCCGUCAGAUGAUGCUUUAGAGACCAUCGUAGUAAACAGGGUGGAUGUUCCAUAUUCUGAUGACAGUCACGGCAAUACAGUCAAAAGCAUCAACUUAAUUCAGAAUGAUGGCAUUGCCACAUUGGGCUGUGGGGGGAGACCACAUACGCUCAGCCAUUUUGUCGGUCAGAUUAGGGAUUUAAAGCAUAUGGACAAGAAAGAAGCAGACCCAGCAAGAUUGCUCUUCAACUUUUCCAGUACUCGUCAAUCGCCUGCCAAACAAACGAAAAGAAAAUCCAAACAAAAGAAACGAAGAGCCUACCAAAAUGUCUUCGAUACCGACUACGAGGACUACGACACUUCAGAAACGCUUGUGUUGGAUACACUUGUCCUUACACCAAUACGUCGUUCCCAACUGAGUCUUCAUCUGAGGAAGUCUCCCAACUUCCUUCCUCACUAUUACGAUUCAGAGUGCGAACCAUAUGCGAGUGAAGAAGAGUCUGCUGUCAAUGAACGAGAUUCCUCUUCCUGCGACAAAGACUCCAUCAAGCUUAACACUAUCUUUGAAGUUAUUGAGACUCCACUCAAAAGUUUCGAACCUUUCAGCAUUGAGGGAAAUAUCUUGCCAUUCAUACGAAAAGAACUGUUCAAAAUAUGGCUCGAGCCCAAGCGCCUUUUUAUUUCUAGCCUUGAAGUCUCUCAUCCAAAAUUUGUGAUAUUUUUCGAGGAAGAUCAGGGCAUAUUGAGGGUCAGAGUUAGCACAGACUCGUCUUACACAAAAGCAGCAAGCAGAAGCCGAUUAAUAGACAUCGUGAAAACAAAGAAAGGGAGUGACAUUUCCGCACUGUUCAAUGACCUGUAUGACUUCAUCAAUGAGACAACAAAAGGUUGGAUGGAAGAUUACUACCAUAAAUAUGAUUGGAACUGUCGGAUAAAGAGAUAUCCUGAAGGUUUUCGAUGUCGCGUCAACAGCAAACUGAUAGCACCCAUGGCUGCCAGUGGCUUUGAGUUCGAGCAGAUGAAUCAACUCAGACAAUUAUAUGAGCAAACAAGCCCGAAAAUUGACAGUCGUGGAACUUGUUCUAGCUCGGAAUCGUUAGCUUUUCAAGCUAAACCCAGAUUUGAAAUGCGAUUUGUCACAUGUCCUAAGUGCGCAAUGCCAUAUGACUGUCCGAUGCCACUCGCCACUACUGAAGACUGUGUUUUCAACAGCUGCUCAUGUACAAAGUGUUUCACUGCGUUUUGUUAUCUUUGUGAAUGGGAGCCGCACUGGCCUAUGAGUUGCGAGCAAUUCAAGAAAUGGACUUCGCGAUGGGAUACGCAAUAUUUCUAUGAGGAUCACCAUAUAGAUGGCGAACAAUUGCGAUUAUGCUGCGCUUGCGAGGAGUUCUACAGUGUGCCAAAUGGGACAGAAGAUAAAAGCUGUCCUAGGCUUGUCUGUAAUUUGUACUACAGGCCGCCAUUUGUACAAUCGCACGAUCAUAGUCAUGAUUCCAAGUUCAAUUGGAAUGAUAUGGCCAUAAAGUUGCGCAGGCAUCUCACUGCUUUGAAAAUAAAUAUCAAGAAUUGUAAAAUAUGCGGUCAUGAAAUCCUGCCAGAAUCAGUUGAACUCAGGCCUAUUAUGAAUAGUAAGACCGCUGAGUUAUGCGCAUACGCAAGGAGACAAAGAUUUUUGCAAAAUAGUGAUUUUGAGAAAUAUGUCAUGGCUACAUUCAACGCGGAAAAGAAGGAAAAGUUUAAGAAUCUGAGAAAAACGGUACUCUAUUUAAUCGAGUUUUGCACUGGCUGGAUAUAUGUAGCUAAACCCUUUGAAUGGAAGCAUCUGAGUGUGGAAAUAUCAAAUCUCAAUAAUAGCCUUCAGUUCAUUGAGCAGCAGAUUCCUUCAGCAAGGGACGAUUUUAUGAAGCAUAUGGAUGAACUUGAGGAGGAGACCAAGAACCUCAUCGAACUUGUUCGAAAGAGUUUACGCCAAUCAUAGAAUAUGCAGA
Cylicocyclus nassatus is the source of this 2245-nucleotide messenger RNA. The record is from the annotation of a GenBank genome assembly. NCBI's taxonomy places the organism in Eukaryota, Metazoa, Nematoda, Chromadorea, Rhabditida, Strongylidae.